Molecule: messenger RNA, 1215 nt
Organism: Gossypium raimondii (Peruvian cotton)
Lineage: Eukaryota; Viridiplantae; Streptophyta; Magnoliopsida; Malvales; Malvaceae
Product: serine/threonine-protein kinase Aurora-1
Exons: 9
Coding region: 127-1011 (294 amino acids)
Biological process (GO): protein phosphorylation; regulation of cytokinesis; mitotic spindle organization
Cellular component (GO): spindle midzone; spindle microtubule; spindle pole centrosome
Molecular function (GO): protein kinase activity; ATP binding
Source: RefSeq, a predicted model, not a curated record
UUUUACCAUCUCCAUCAAAUAAUCAUAUAGGUCUUUUUCUAACUCUGCCUUUCCCUCUUCCCCAUCAUCAACAACAACAACAACAACAACAAAAUCUUUGCCCUUUUUUUUUUUCUUUCUAAAACAAUGGCGAUCGCUCAGACCAACUCUCAACAACAAGAGAAGGUUUCUUCAGAGGCUUCAGCAGGCGAAAAGAAAAGAUGGACGCUUAGCGAUUUUGACAUUGGAAAGCCGCUUGGACGAGGCAAGUUUGGUCACGUUUAUCUAGCUAGAGAGAAGAGGAGCAAUCAUAUUGUAGCACUCAAGGUGCUUUUUAAAAGCCAACUCCAACAAUCUCAAGUUGAACAUCAGCUACGUCGUGAAGUGGAAAUACAAAGUCACCUGCGCCAUCCCAAUAUAUUGAGGCUUUACGGUUAUUUCUAUGAUCAGAAACGUGUUUACCUGAUACUGGAGUAUGCAGCCAAAGGUGAACUUUACAAGGAACUACAGAAAUGUAAAUACUUCAGUGAAAGACGCGCGGCUACGUAUGUUGCAUCUUUAGCUCGGGCACUGAUUUAUUGCCAUGGAAAGCAUGUAAUACACCGAGACAUCAAACCUGAGAACUUGUUAAUUGGGGCACAGGGUGAACUUAAGAUUGCUGAUUUUGGAUGGUCAGUACACACAUUUAACCGUAGGCGGACUAUGUGCGGCACGCUUGAUUAUCUUCCUCCUGAAAUGGUUGAAAGUGUAGAGCACGAUGCUAGUGUAGACAUUUGGAGCCUUGGUGUGUUGUGCUAUGAGUUCCUAUACGGAGUCCCUCCUUUUGAAGCCAAGGAACAUUCAGACACUUACCGAAGGAUUGUGCAAGUGGAUCUCAAGUUCCCUACAAAGCCAAUAGUUUCAUCUGCAGCUAAGGACCUCAUUAGUCAGAUGCUUGUCAAGGAUUCUUCACAACGGCUGCCAUUGCAUAAGCUUCUUGAGCACCCAUGGAUUGUUCAGAAUGCUGACCCAUCUGGCAUCUAUAAAGCUUAAAAUACAUACAUUUUUUCCUCUAAAUUCUUUUUUUGCGAGGAUAAUUGUGCAAGAUGUUUCAAAUUAAAUGUUCUGGUUCUUGACUCCACGAAUCCUGACUUUGCAUGCAUGUGUAUCCAAGUUUUGUACCAAUAACAAUAUCUGUUUGUUAACUCUAUUGUAAUUCAUUUGUAUGUUAAAUUACUAUGAUUUGUUCAGUGAUUA